AUGCCGAACCCAUCUCAGCUAUUCCUCCUUGCUGAUCACAUCAAAUUGUCGCUGUUGGAGCGACAACGAGCGAUCUCGCUGAAUCUGGAGCCCAAUAGUCAGGAUGGAGAAAUCUCCCGCUCUUUAGAGUCUCUACGGGAAGGCAUUGAAUCGGUAGAAUCGGAAGUAUCGCGUCUGGAGGAAGCGAAGGAUGAUGCCGCCACUGAUCUCAAAGACCAGCUCCAUCAUCUGCAAUCACAAUAUCGAGACCUUUCAUCCCAGUUUCACGAACAAGACGAUUCGGUCUUGGACUCGGGUUUCAGUAAUGUCAAGAAGUCGUCUCCCGACCUGAAACAGCCUAUUCCACAGCAUCCGCCUUCCAAGUCUGUCCGAUUCAUGGAUUCCGCAGCUGAAGAGGCUGAUGAAAAUCGUCGCAACCUCUUUCAGCCAUACCGCGACUCUCCUUCUCCUCCAAGUCCGGACCACUCCGACAUGUCCAACCAACAGAUUUUCGACCAUCACGCUGAGACCCUCCGCGAGCAGGAUGAGCAGUUGGAUCGGCUUGGGGAGUCGAUCGGGCGACAGCACCAGCUCAGCAUUCAGAUUGGUGAUGAGCUGGAAGGACACGUCGCACUUCUUGAUGGCAUGGAUGGCGAUGUCGACCGGCACCAGCGACGAUUGGAUGGCGCGAGAAAACGGCUGGAUAAGAUCCGAAAGAGGGCGGGCGAGAACUGGAGUAUGAUGACCAUCAUUGGUCUGAUUAUCAUCCUAGUCAUUCUGAUUGUGAUCUUGAAAUAA
This is a messenger RNA of Aspergillus novofumigatus IBT 16806, 777 nucleotides long. RefSeq names its product syntaxin family protein. The record is from RefSeq and is a predicted model, not a curated record. The transcript has a single exon. Gene Ontology annotation, biological process: vesicle fusion; intracellular protein transport. Gene Ontology annotation, molecular function: SNARE binding; SNAP receptor activity. The coding region runs from base 1 to 777 and encodes 258 amino acids. Gene Ontology annotation, cellular component: SNARE complex; endomembrane system. NCBI's taxonomy places the organism in Eukaryota, Fungi, Ascomycota, Eurotiomycetes, Eurotiales, Aspergillaceae.